Molecule: messenger RNA, 1639 nt
Organism: Exophiala xenobiotica
Lineage: Eukaryota; Fungi; Ascomycota; Eurotiomycetes; Chaetothyriales; Herpotrichiellaceae
Exons: 2
Coding region: 38-1534 (498 amino acids)
Source: RefSeq, a predicted model, not a curated record
CUCGCCUGCCCCGGGGUGCUUGUCUGGCUUGCGAAGAAUGCCGACCAGCUACAACGACCUUCGUGGUCUUGCUCAACAACAGGGUGGCAGCCCCAUCACACCUCUACUCCCGAGUCCCAUCACGGGCGAACUUGAAGAUGAAGGACGGUCAUACUUCAAGUUUCACAAUCCUCGAAGCCAUAGCCGGACUUCCAAUAACGGAUCGAUCGAUAAUUUGCAGAUAUUGUCAUACUACUGCAGCAAUGAAAAGUCUGACAGUGAAGGGGAGCAGCACUCUUUGCAUUGGCCCGCUGUCGACGACAGCCAUGAUCUCGAAGAGAGUACAGCGUCUGAAUCUUCUCCCGCCACCCCUAUUGAUCAGGAAUUCCGAGAUGUUCUCUGUGCAGAUGAGUCUGGCUGGCUGGCAAAUACGACUUCCCACCAGGAAAGACGCAGGCGAUUCAAAGCAAGGUUCUAUCAGGUUGUGGAGCAUCCCUGUAUUGACCUUCAAGACGGACAAAGAGAAGAUCAGGUGAUGGUUGCCACAGUGUUGGUUGGACCUGGAAAGCCAAAAAUCAUCCAAAUCCACCGUCCUCCAUCGAGUCAAUCAAAGCUAGCAUCUCCACUUGAACUUCAGUCUGUCCCAUCCACGCCGGUAUAUGCGCCUAUCGAGGUAUCUGCAUUCAGCCCUUAUGAUACUCCAGGUGAUAUGCCCGAGAUCGAUUCUUGUCCGAAUGAAACAACUUGCGCUAAUCCUCCCGAACCCACCCUCAUAUCUUUGCGGCCAAGCCUUUUACCUGAGCCGCUCACUCUCCCGACGCGGACCUUGUCGAACCCGUCGGAUAGCAGCAUGAUAAGCGCCACCUUGCGACGACUGCAUAACUUGACUGACCCGUUCGGAAUAUCGCCGAGGAGAUCAAGAAGUUCUCGCGCCUCAAUGUCUGCUGACCCGAAAUGGACCAUAAGACAUGGAUUUGGAGUGCCCGAAUCUCCUUUGGCUCCGUCCCCGACAAGCCACGUGGCCACAUGGUCAAGAUGCCGCAAGAUGGAAAGAGUGCUAAAAGCCGUCACCAGAGCCAUCGACAAUUUCCCCGACGGCAUGUUGCGGCUUGAUUCGGUGCCUAUUCUCGAUAUUCGUUGUCCGCAUGUAGCUGACAAGACAUAUAUCGACGCUCUUCAGAAGAUCUUCCCGACAGCGCCGCCCCUGCUGCUGUCUGCCCUAACAGCAUGGAUCCUUGUGGACGCAUAUUUCGCACGACUCGAAGAACAAUCAACGCCCAUGGAGCGGUACUGGACCCGACCGGCGGAGUGCGAUGAGACUCCCUACCGAAUCCCAGACAAAGCUAGAGUGAUGCUCGGCAUUGACCUUCCGGAUACAAGGCCAAUUCGCCUGGAUGAAUAUGCUCUGAGGAUGAGGGCAGCUGCAAUUCACGCAAGUAUAGGAGUCAUUGGCAAGUGGCUGAUAGAGGCAUUGAGAGGACUGUGGGAUGACGACAUCUGGCGUUCCCUGAAAGUGUUGGUCGAAGUUAUCGAAGCAAGCCCUCCACCGUGGUGAUGGUCGAUCAAUUCCUCAUGUCCAUGUUGACUUUAUAUGGAAAGAUUCUGUGUACUUGUAUCAUUAUCGCACUGUCAAAUUGACUUCGAUGCCUGUCUGAUUCAA